AAUGGCGUUUAAUGUGAGAGGAUUGGUUUCUUCUCUUUUGUCUCGUUUUCCGCCAACAGAACUUGUGUUUGCUUAUGGAUCAGCGGCCUUACAGCAGCACGGGAGAGAUAAGGGCAAGAUGCUUGAUCUGGUCUUUGUUGUGAAUAACUCUCAGUCGUGGCAUAAGGAGAACAUUCAAACUAAUCCAUCUCAUUACUCUUUCUUAAGAUAUUUAGGCGAGUCUUACAUAGUUAAUGUUCAACACAGACCAGCUGGACUAUACUACAAUACACUGGUUCAUAUUGAUACUCAUGAUCAACUAAUCAAGUAUGGAGUGAUGUCGGUUGGUGAUUUCUGUAGAGAUUUGAAUGAAUGGGAGUGGCUAUAUGCUAGUGGGCGUAUGCAGAAGCCAGUCACAUUAUUAAUCAAUUCAAAGAAUGACACUACACAUCAUGAGCUGAGCAGGGCUGUACAAUACAAUCUGCAGUUUGCUCUCUUAACUUCACUGCUACUACUGAACAAACCAGUCGUAACAGAAUGGGAAUUGUUUCUGAAAUUAAUAAGUAUUUCUUAUAUGGGCGAUUUCAGGAUGACUGUUGGAGAGGAUAAGAAUAAAAUUAUUAAUAUAUUAAAGCCAGCUGUUCCCGAAUUCAAACAACUCUAUUCACCAUUUAUUAAUCAAUAUUUAACUCUAAACAGUGAUAGCUCCUACACAGUCAAUAUCUCCUUAAAAGUUGAAGAUCAUGCAAGACAAUUGCCAUCAAAAGUUUAUAAAAACAUGCAAAAUGGACAGACUUUAGAAGAAGCUAUUACAUCAAUAGUUACUGUCAGCAGUAGACAGCAAGCUUUAAAAGGAAUAUUAACAGCAGGGGCUAAGAAAACAAUUGUCUACAGUGGCUUAAAACUAGUCAAAAUGUUUAAAAGUUUAUUCUAGUGCUUGUGGAUCAUUACAUUAA
This is a messenger RNA of Amphimedon queenslandica, 935 nucleotides long. RefSeq names its product phosphatidate cytidylyltransferase, mitochondrial-like. The record is from RefSeq and is a predicted model, not a curated record. Gene Ontology annotation, molecular function: phosphatidate cytidylyltransferase activity. Bases 2 to 913 code for a protein of 303 amino acids. The transcript has 8 exons. Gene Ontology annotation, cellular component: mitochondrion. Gene Ontology annotation, biological process: cardiolipin biosynthetic process; CDP-diacylglycerol biosynthetic process. Lineage: Eukaryota; Metazoa; Porifera; Demospongiae; Haplosclerida; Niphatidae.